CACAUCCUGCUCACAGCUCACUCCCAUAGGAGCUGGGAGCUCCCAGUCAGAGGGGGGCAAAGGGUCGCUCCAGGAGGUGGGUGUCACCAGGAGGUGUUAGGAUCUCCCAACACUUGUACCCUCCCAAAUCUAAUCAGUGUUUUCUACUUUUUCUAAUCUGAUGCGUGAAAAACAGAAUCACAUUGUUUUACUUUGCACUUUUUCAUCAGGACAACUUGUAUUUCUUCUGUGUUUUUUCUCUUCCUAUCCUCUGGUGGCUUUUCUAGUGAAUUGUCUUUUGGGAUUUGGUACUAUUAAUCCUUCAAAGACGCUGCAAGCUUUUUUCUUUGCUAUUACACUAUUUGACUUUUGUCUUUGUGACCCACUAACCACAUGGGCAGUUAUAUAGUAGCCUCUCUGAGCCUCAGUUUCCUCAUCUGAGAGCUGGAAAAACACCAGCCACCUUGGUUGGCCAGGAGGACUAAACAAGAAUGUGCAGUACUUAGUGGACCACAUCACCAGCUCUCGACAAAUGUGGCCAUCACUGUAGUCUCUACAUUACCCCCCCAAGUCCCCAACAAUGUAGUGCACCAGGAAAUUCAGCAGCAGGUCAUGGGGAGGGCCAAUCCCACGCCAUCUGGGCUGAAUCUACUUCACCUUGUGGGGCUUUCAUUUAAAUGUUUGCUAAAGUCAGAGCAGGAUUCUGAAGUGCACAAAAAAGACUCUAACUUGACUGUCUCCCUCUGUCCUGACCCUCCAUCAGCCGGACCCCGAGUACUGCAGCCUGCAGGAAGGCCUGCCCUAUCUGGACAUGGUAAUUGCAGAGACCCUGAGGAUGUACCCACCAGCUUUCAGGUUCACACGAGAGGCUGCGCGGGACUGUGAGGUACUGGGGCAGCGCAUCCCCGCGGGCUCUGUGCUGGAGAUGGCCGUAGGCGCCCUGCACCAUGACCCCGAGCACUGGUCACAUCCUGAGGUCUUUGACCCUGAAAGGUUCACAGCAGAGGCUGAGCAGCAGCGGAGACCCUUCACCUACCUGCCCUUUGGGGCUGGGCCCCGGAGCUGCCUCGGGGUGCGGCUGGGGCUGCUUGUGGUCAAGCUGACGCUGCUCCACAUGCUGCACGAGUUCCGCUUCGAAGCCUGUCCUGAGACUCAGGUACCACUGCAGCUAGAAUCCAGCUCUGCCCUAGCUCCAAAAAAUGGUGUCUACCUUAAGAUCGUGUCCCGCUGAUGCAGAAGGCGCCUGGCUAAGCAGGCAGUGCCACAUGGCUAUGACAUCUGCAAAUGGGCUCCUGUAAGUUCAAGGAAAACACAGAGGAAUGCAGGUGUUUAAAGAAACAUCGCUGGGGUGACUGAGAGUACCCGAGUACCCCACUUACCGAACAGAUCCCAAAUGCUUAGUAAAUGUUUGUCCAACUCACUUUUGACAUUGCCAAUGAGGUUGGAACCACUGAGCUCACUCUGAGUGAAGGUUUGUAGAUAAAUAAACAAAAACACAGUUUUGACAAAACCG
Molecule: messenger RNA, 1492 nt
Organism: Castor canadensis (American beaver)
Lineage: Eukaryota; Metazoa; Chordata; Mammalia; Rodentia; Castoridae
Source: RefSeq, a predicted model, not a curated record